AUGGGUCUCCUGAAGAAAGCCGAGGAGGCCAUCACUGGCCACUCCACCUCCACAAACACUUCCGCCAACAACGGCCCACACAACUCAAGUCUAGCCAACAAGCUUGACCCUCGUGUGGAUAGUGAUCGUGACAACCGAGCUUCUCACACCAACCCAUCGGCUGGUACUACUUCCCACACCAAUCCAUCGGCUGGUACUACUGGACCUCACAACUCCAACAUCGCCAACAAAUUGGACCCUCGCGUGGACUCUCAGGCGACGAGCGGUGCACAGACUCAUGGUACCACGGGUGGCUAUACCUCUGGUCUCCACGAUUCGAAGGUAGCGAACACGGUUGACCCCCGCGUUGACGAUGGUCAUGCUCGCGUUGAAGGACAUGGAGGGAACCUUUACAACACCGGUCCCGCGUCCACAACGGCCGGUCCUCACUCUUCCAACUUGGCCAAUAAGGCCGAUCCUCGUAUCGAUUCAGCAGACUUGAACACCAGCGGCCCUCACGGUAGCACUUUUGCGGGCAACAGCUACGGCACUGGUCCCGCAUCCACAACGGCCGGUCCUCACUCUUCCAACUUGGCCAAUAAGGCCGAUCCUCGUAUCGAUUCAGACUUGAACGGAGGUAACAGCUACAGCACUGGCCCUGCGUCGACAACCGCUGGUCCCCACAGCUCCAACUUGGCCAACAAGGCUGACCCCCGUAUCGACUCGGACCUGAAUAACAGAGGUCACGGCAGCACUCUUGCGGGCAACAACUACAGCACUGGCCCUUCGUCGACAACCGCCGGUCCUCACAGCUCGAACCUGGCCAACAAGGCUGAUCCCCGGAUCGAUUCGGACCUGAGUAACACAGGCCCUCAUGUUCAAGGGCAUGAUCACCACUACCGCACUGCCGGCCCGCACAGUUCCAACUUGGCCAACAAGGCUGAUCCCCGUGUCGAUUCGGACAUGGAUAACCGAGCCCGCCACAGCGCUCUUGCCGGCAACAACUACAGCACUGGUUCUUCGUCGGCAACCGCCGGUCCCCACAGCUCGAACUUGGCCAACAAGGCUGAUCCCCGCGUCGAUUCGGACAUGGAUAACAGAGCCCGCCAUAGCGCUCUUGCGGGCAACAACUACAGCACUGGUUCUUCGUCGGCAACCGCCGGUCCCCACAGCUCGAACUUGGCCAACAAGGCUGAUCCCCGUAUUGAUUCCGACAUGGAUAACCGAGCCCACCACAGCACUCUUGCUGGCAGCAGCUACAACAACACUGCGACUGGAGGUACGACGGGCCCCCACUCUUCCAACUUGGCCAACAAGAUCGACCCUCGUGUGAAUUCUGAUUUCGAUAGCGGGGCAUCUGGGGUGCAGCGUACCUUCUGA
This is a messenger RNA of Penicillium longicatenatum, 1359 nucleotides long. RefSeq lists its product as uncharacterized. NCBI's taxonomy places the organism in Eukaryota, Fungi, Ascomycota, Eurotiomycetes, Eurotiales, Aspergillaceae. The coding region runs from base 1 to 1359 and encodes 452 amino acids. The record is from RefSeq and is a predicted model, not a curated record. The transcript has 2 exons.